ACUACAGCCACAUGUCCUCUGCCAGCAGUGAGCUGUCUGUGGAAGAGGCGCAGGACCCUUUCCUGGUUAGCAUCCACAUAAUCGCAAACCCCGGGGAAUCCCAGAACCUGCAGGAGGCCAUCGACAAGGUCUUAGCUUGGAUCCACCCAGACCUCCAGCUGUUCCGAGUCUCCGAGCGAAAGGCGUCUCGCCGGCGGAAGAAGCCCCCCAAGGCUGCGCAGCCGGCCCUGGCGGUGGUCCUCUUCCUGCAGGAAGAGUACGGAGAGGAGCACAUCCUGCAGCUGCACAGCACGCUGCAGCGGCCCCCGUGGCACUUCCACCACGCUGAGCGGGUGCAGGGCCGCUUCCUGCCCUACCUACCCUGCAGCCAGGACUUCUUCACGCUGGCACCCGGGACACCGCUCUGGGCAAUCCGGCCAGUGCACUACGGCAAGGAAAUCGUGCGCUUCACCAUCUACUGUCGUCACGAGAACUACCAGGACAGCCUCAAGUUCUACGAGCUGGUUCUCAAGCGAAGCCCCAGUCAGAGGAAAGCGGACUUCUGCAUCUUCCCCAUCUUCUCCAAUCUGGAUGUGGACAUUCAGUUCUCCCUGAAGAGACUAGCCCCCGACCAGACCCCAGUCCCAACCGACUCCUCUGUCUUAGAGUUCCGGGUCAAGGACAUCGGCGAGCUUGUACCUCUCCUGCCUAACCCUUGCAGCCCCAUCAGUGAGGGCCGAUGGCAGACAGAGGACCAUGACGGGAACAAGAUCCUUCUGCAGGCCCAGAGGGUGAACAGAAAGUUUUCCAAACCAAGCAGAGCUCACCAGUUCGUGGAGAAGAGAUCUCCUCCCACCUCUUGUUCAGGCGGCACUGUACUGAACCACACUUCUUCCCCUAGCCAGCAACCCCUGCCGGACAGUCCCCACCUGGCGCUCAACCAGACAGGCUUACCUAACAGGGACCAGCAGGAAUUUGCCAGACAAGCCGGCAACCCUGCCAGCCAUCUGUUGUCUUCCCAGAGAAGCAAGUCCUUGUUUUGUUUGCCCAUGGGAUGUCCCUCCCCAGCCUCCUUGGCUGGACUACAGUGGCUCACAAACACAGAUCCCCGAGGGCACAGUACAGCUGAAUGGAGGCACAGCCAACCCCUCUCCAUUGACGACUUAGAGGGGGCCCAGGAGACCGAUGUGGACACGGGCCUGAAGCUGUCCUCAUCAGACCUCUCCAUCGUCUCUGCAUACUCUGCACCUAGUAGGUUUUGCAGUCCUGUGGAGACAGAUGUUCCCUCAGAAGCAAGCAGCAGUCAUUUGCCCCAGUACAAAGAUUCCAGAGAAGGCCUGCUGCCUAUGUUGAGCACAGUGGCCCCUGAGACCCCCAGCCCCUCCCUUCCUUUCCUAGCCAAAGGGUCUUGUAGUUCCUCGGUGAUUUCUGUCACUGCUUCCUCAGCUUCCGGCACCUCCUCACUCACAGAAUCAUCCCAGGGGCCCUCUUAUGACAUUCCUAAUGCCAUGCCAUCUGGCAGAAGCGUCCCACCAUCCCCAGCAUUGGCUGGCCCUGGAAAUGAAGAGGAGGAGGAAUUCUACAUCUAAAGCCCAGCGUUUCCACACGGACUCACACAUAGGCUGAGAGCCCCUGCCUCUCAGGUGUCUCUGAGCACUACUAGUUUUCUCAGCCCUGCUUCCACACAUCUCUUUAAAGUUUAAGGAUCAGUUUCUUAAGGAUCACUCGUACAUUUGUCAUUACCCACCCCUGCCCGCCACCCCAGUUCUUAUAUGAGCUGAUGGUAUAUUUCUAAGGACUUGGAAAAAAUACUGACAUUUCAAUGCAAAUAAAUCUCAACAACCUUGGGUUGUAAAAUAUAUUUUUGAAUAUGCCAUUUGAGCUAUGAUUUAGUAUGUGUAUACAAUGUAAAUGUGUCAUAUGAGGUAUUUGGAUGAAAAGAAAGUAUAAUCAGCUAGAGCUGAUUUAGCAAUUUUUCAUGCUGUGAAGGAAAAUUAAAAUCAAAAGGCUGAAACUGGGACAGAUUGAGUUACUUGUACGAGAGAUUAGUGUAUAAUUACAUAGUGUACCACUUACUAGAGAAAAAGCAAAA
This is a messenger RNA of Echinops telfairi (small Madagascar hedgehog), 2071 nucleotides long. RefSeq names its product family with sequence similarity 124 member A (gene FAM124A). The transcript has 3 exons. The coding region runs from base 12 to 1568 and encodes 518 amino acids. The record is from RefSeq and is a predicted model, not a curated record. Lineage: Eukaryota; Metazoa; Chordata; Mammalia; Afrosoricida; Tenrecidae.